ACCCACUCCUGCGUUCUGCUAAUGUUUUGAAAUACGGUUAUGUUUAACAUCAUAUAAAACAAAUAAUUUAAUUCCUAUUAUCACACAUUAUGGCAAAUCGAGAUUGGGGAUUUUGUGACUUAUCUGUAAGCAAGAAUUUUGGACUUGACAAACUUCAUUUUUUAGAAUUUGCCGGUUAUAAUACUGUUGCUCUUAACACACAUAUCGUGGAUGCUUCAGACGAACCUAAGAGAAAGAAAAAGAAAGGCGAAGUUAGAGAAAAAAAAAUGGACUUUGUGCCUCCACCAGUAGACUUACCAGAAGAUGUGUUAAAUUCGUCGAAACUGAAUAUCUUACAAAGAGUUACAAUUGAGUUUUCCGAUUCGAGCAUAGCCCACAAAUUGAAUCAGUCAUUAAAUCUAAAAAAGUACGACAUAAUUGCUGUUAUUCCUAAAACAUUCCAGGCAUUCCAGUAUGCCUGCGGUAGCAUGGAUAUAGAUUUGAUUACAUUUGAACCUGAGAGUAAAUUUCCUUUUAAAAUCAGUAGGAAGUUGUACUCGCAGGCUGUGGAGAGGGGUAUAUUUUUUGAGAUAAUGUAUUCACCUGCUAUCCGGGAUUCAACAUCAAGGAAGAAUAUAAUUAGUGCCGCGCAAAUCUACUAUACUAUAGGCAAAUCAAGGAAUAUAGUAUUCUCUAGUGGUGCUGAAAAUGAUAUGCAAAUCAGAGAUAUUCAUGAUGUUAUCAACUUUGGUUUUAUACUUGGAAUCAAUGCAAACAACAGUCUUGAUUGUGUUCGAAGCAAUACAAGGAAGCUUAUACUAAAGGCUGAGGCAAGGAGGUGCGGUAAACAUUACAUGAGAAUAGAUAAAGAUGAUAAUGAUACUUGGCAUACAAAUAAAGCUGCCACUGAUACAAACAAUGAUGAAGCUAAUGUCAAUCCUAAUGAUAUUGAAAAUAAAACAACUUUAGUCUAUUCACUUUUUUAUUUAAUUCUAUGAA
Messenger RNA from Trichoplusia ni (cabbage looper), 978 nucleotides. It is a transcript of the gene Rpp30, whose product is annotated as ribonuclease P protein subunit p30. The record is from RefSeq and is a predicted model, not a curated record. Gene Ontology annotation, cellular component: nucleolar ribonuclease P complex. Gene Ontology annotation, biological process: tRNA processing. The transcript has a single exon. NCBI's taxonomy places the organism in Eukaryota, Metazoa, Arthropoda, Insecta, Lepidoptera, Noctuidae. Gene Ontology annotation, molecular function: RNA binding. The coding region runs from base 90 to 977 and encodes 295 amino acids.